AUGAAGUCCUUUGGUAAAUCUUUAGUUACAGCUAUUCAAAAAAUCGAUUCCAUUUGCUCCCAAGGUAAUUUACGAAAUCCCACCAAAAAAAUUCAUGUUGUAUCGAGAAAUACUUCUUUUUCUAAUGCUGUUCAAUUGAGGAAAAAACGAUAUUUACAGAAAACAAAAAAUCUGCGUACCAUUCACAAGGUACUUUCAGAAAAUUUGGAAAAUUAUCAAAGAAACUCUUCAUGGGAGAAUCUCCGAACGUAUCUAACUGUAUCAAAGGAGAUUGAUAAUCUAGAUUCUGUAGAUUACUUAGAUAAACCUCAAGUAUCAAAUUCGUGUAUAAAUACUGAAACAGGAAAACUUAACAAGAAAGAAUUUAAUGUAGAAAAAUAUACUAAAAGUCCAUAUUCUACAAUAUCUUUGGCAAAAGUUAUGUCUAGCAACGAGACACGAAAAGAACCGAAUUCUAGUCAAAUUGCAUAUACAGUUUUAAGUAAAGUAAAAAUUGUAGAUUCUCAUAACAUAUCAGGAGAUAUUAAGAAACGAGUGAAAUAUAGAGGACAAAAUAUGAAUGAAAAUAGUAUACACUUAAAUAAUAGCAAAACAGAAUUUAAAAAUAGUUCAAAGUCUAGCAUUCGCUCAACAAAAAGUGGACUAAAACCAGUAAAAGACGUAGCAUCUACAAAUCUUGGAAUAAAUAGAACUUCAAGAACAUCUAUUAGACCAGACCUUGAAUCAAAAAAUGAAGAAUUGGAAUCAGAAAAAGGUACAAGAGAAAAGUUGGAUUGUGACAAAAUCUCAAACUUUAAAGUAAAUAAAAUAGAAUCAAAAUAUAAUAAUGCUAUCUAUCCAAAAGAUGAUUAUAAAAGAAAUAUUAAAUCAACUGUUGACCUAGAGAAAAAUACAAAAUCGUAUACAUCAAUUAGUCCUGAAUAUCUUGCAAAAAAAGGAUUGGAACCAGGAAAAUAUACCAGAGAAAAUUUAAAAUAUACAAACUUUGGAAUUAGUGAAAAAACAACAAACAAAGAUAAAUAUUUUGCUCGAUCGAAAGAUGAUAAUAAGAACAUUCAUAAAUCAUCUACAAAUGUAGAAAUGGAUAGAAAUUUAAAGAUGAAUAGAAUUACACGUAUACCCGUUAAGCUUGAAUUUCACUCAAAAAAAGAAGAAUUCGAAACAGAAAAAGACAAUUUAAAAUAUACCGGACUCUCAAACUUUAAAAUGAAUAAAAUGGAAACAAACAAAUAUAACAAUUCAGCUGAAUCAAAAGAUGAUAAUAAAAUCCUGAAAUUAACUGGAAAUCUAGAGAUGAAUAGAAUUUCAAGUAUAUCCUCUAGGCCAGAACUUCGUUUAAAAAAAGAAGAUUUGGAGCCAGAAAAAGAUGGUAAACUCUCAAACUUUCGAAUUUAUAAAAUGAAAGCAAACAAAUAUAAUAAUUCUGUAAAAUUAGAAGAUUAUAAAUCAUCUACAGAUCUUGAUACAACUAGAAAUUCAAAUAUAAAUAGAAAUUCAAGUCCAUCAAUUAGGAAGGAACUGCCCUUAAUAAAAGAAGAAUUGGAGUCAGAAAAAGAUAUAGGAGAAAAUUAUAAAUAUGGGAAAACGUCCAAUAUAAAAAAAAGAUCAAACAAAUGCCAUACAAAAGAUGAUAUUAAAAAUUUUUUCAAGUCGUGUACAAAUCUAGAGACAUACAUUAAGCCAAAACUUUACUCAACCAAAAAAAAGUUAGUAGAAGACAAUAGUGAAGAGUUGAGGCAAGCCAAAGUCUCAAACUUUGAUAAAAAUAAAACGGAAUCGAACAAUAAUAACGAUUUUACUUUAAAAAAUAUUCAUAAACCAUCUACAAAUGUAAAAAUAGCUAAUUCUACGAAUUAUAUUAAUCAAAAUACUGAAAGGCAGUUGAAAGAUGAACAAAAAAUUGCACCACAAAGUGAGAAAAUAUAUUCCAAAUCAAAUUUUAACAAAACCGCUUGUAGAUUAGCAUACGAAAUGGCAAUUGCUGAAGUUAAUAACAAUAUAGAACAAGAUUUAUCCUCAAAUAACCUAACGUGGGCAAAACAGAAAAUAAUUGCAAAGAUGCAAAAUUUGAAUAAAGAAUCCCAUUAUAAAAAUGUAGCACGAAAGUGGAACAACCCGCAGAUUUUACAACAAAACCUUCCACUAAAUCCUAAACUACAAUCCACACCUAAGUUGAUCAACAUUAAAAAAAAUAAAUCAGUAAAAGAAUCAUCAAAUUUGCAAAGCCCAGUUGUAAUAAACAAUUUUUUAACUUUAUACAAUAAAGUUAAACAUUCAAAAUCCAAUAUGAAAUAUCAGGUUGUCUUGAGUUGCGCACAACCUACAGUAAAAAUUAAUGAACAAUUAAUAUCGGAUAAUAAAGAAGCUGCUCAAUCAAAACGAACGACAAUAUUAGAACUUAUGCUAAAACAUAAAAAAGAAAAGGAUUGCUUCACCCCUGGUUAUAGUUUAAAAUAUAAAUUGUCCUCCAAAUUUCACAAUAAUCAAACAAAUGGUCAAUUCUUCAAAAGAGAUUCAACUGAAAGGUUAAAGGAGAAUCCAAUGAUUGGUUCGAAAACCAGAACUAAAGGCUUAAAUUUCUAUCGACCAAUAAAAUCAUCAUCAGUUUUGGAACAUAUUUUAUCAAAAAAAGAUCCAAGGGUAUAUAGCAGUGCCAGUGAUUGUUAA
Diorhabda sublineata is the source of this 2667-nucleotide messenger RNA. RefSeq lists its product as uncharacterized. The record is from RefSeq and is a predicted model, not a curated record. Bases 1 to 2667 code for a protein of 888 amino acids. Lineage: Eukaryota; Metazoa; Arthropoda; Insecta; Coleoptera; Chrysomelidae. The transcript is spliced from 4 exons.